AAGAUGAUUACCUUCCGGGUCGAGGUGCAUACAGACCAAAGCGGAGAUGUAAGCUUCCUAAAAAAACUACACUUUCAUGACUUUUCUCCGCGGACUCAAAUCUUUUUGUGUGUCUUGCGCGUCUGGGCGGGCAGGCUAAGCAUGCAUUCUACCAUUGCUUUAGCUUCUAGCUCCCGUGGACUUUUACGGACCGGAAGAGUCCUUUCAUCAAAACGGCUCGGUAGGCACUUCCGGAAGUGAUGCGCAGGGUUCCGGGAGAGUGCUGGCGGGAGAGGGGACAGGGCAGCGAUUGACGCGGCAGCUGGAGGAUGAAGAAGGAGCAUGUUAGUCACUGUCAGUUCUCCGCGUGGUACCCACUCUUCCGAAGCCUUACCAUCAAGAGUGUCAUCCUCCCGCUUCCUCAGAAUGUGAAAGACUAUUUACUUGACGACGGGACUCUGGUGGUCUCAGGAAGGGAAGACCCACCAACAUGCUCUCAGCCAGACAGUGGUGACGAAGCAGAGGAAACACAGUGGUCCGAUGAUGAGAGCACAGCCACACUUACGGCACCCGAGUUUCCUGAGUUCAAUACUCAAGUCCAAGAAGCUAUCAAUUCGCUGGGGGGCAGUGUCUUCCCUAAGCUUAACUGGAGUGCCCCAAGGGAUGCAUACUGGAUAGCAAUGAACAGUUCUCUGAAGUGUAAAAGCCUCAGUGACAUCUUCCUGCUUUUCAAGAGUUCGGACUUCAUCACUCAUGACUUCACACAGCCGUUUAUUCAUUGUAAUGAUGAUUCUCCAGAUCCUUGUAUAGAGUACGAGCUUGUUCUCCGAAAAUGGUGUGAAUUAAUCCCUGGGGCUGAGUUCCGAUGUUUUGUCAAGGAAAACAAGCUUAUUGGUAUUUCUCAGAGGGACUACACGCAGUACUAUGAUCAUAUCUCUAAGCAAAAAGAAGAAAUUUGCAGAUGCAUUCAAGACUUUUUCAAGGAACACCUGCAGUACAAAUUCUUAGAUGAAGACUUUGUGUUUGAUAUAUACAGAGACAGUAGGGGCAAGGUGUGGCUGAUCGACUUUAACCCAUUUGGGGAGGUCACAGACUCUCUGCUGUUUACUUGGGAAGAGCUGACAUCGGAGAACAAUCUGCGAGGCGACGUCAGUGAGGCGGACGCUCUGGAGCAGGAUUCUCCAGCCUUCCGUUGUACGAACAGUGAAGUCACGGUCCAGCCCAGCCCCUAUCUGAGCUACGGCCUGCCCAAGGACUUCGUAGACCUUUCCACCGGGGAAGAUGCUCACAAGCUCAUAGAUUUUCUUAAGCUGGUAAAGUCUAUGGAAGUGUAUGAAAUCCUUCCAAGUUGGGCCCCCCCCCCCCCCCCCCGGACCUUUACUUGACGCUUGUAGAUUAAAGAGCCGCAGUGAAGGCGUUGGGCCGCUUUCUGAGUAUGAGGGGUGAUUUGUCAUUGGGAUGACAGAGAUACUUUCACAGCACAUAGCCACUUAGGAAGGUUGCAUUCCCCUCGCUCUGAAGUGUGCACGUUGUCAUGAGGCCCGGAGAGCUCGUGUCUUCUGCUGCCACACGGUGAUUGUGACUGGGCCUGUGUGUACCUGUGUGAUAAGGAUGCCCGAGGGCUGACCUAGGGUGUCCAGAUAAUCAAGCUUUUUAGCCAGCUUAUCAAGCUAGUUACAGAUUUGUCUUUUCCAUAAUUUCUAGACCUUUCGAAAGUUUCACUUUCUGAAAGUAAUAGUGGUCAGUUAGAAUAUGCUGCUUCAACAUAUUCUUGGUUUCCUCUGACAGAAAAGAAAUCAGCAAGAGGACGACUGAGCGCUGCUUGGAGAAUAAGUCAAGAGGGAAACAGCUUUUCAGAAGCCUCAUAUAGAACACAACUUCCCAGUGACCCAAACUAGGUGCAGAUGGGUGGGCAGUAUGCAAAAUCAUCAGCUUUUAUAUUCGUGUAUAUUUACCUGGAGAAAGAUGGAGGACCUUUGGUACUUGUAAAAGAAAUAACAAUAUAAUAAAUAGAUCUUAAACACAAGGAAGCACACUGUGAUGGUUUGUAUAUGCUUGGGCCAGGGAGUGGCACUAUGAGGAGGUGUGGCCUGGUUGGAGUAGGGGGUGUCACUAUGGGUGUGGGCUUUAAGACCCUAGUCCUAACUGCCUGGAAGUCAGUUUUUUCCUAGCUACCUUCAGCUAAGUUCCUCCUGCACCAUGCCUGCCUGGGUGCCGCCAUACUCCCACCUUGAUGAUAAUGGACUGAAACUCUGACCCUCUGAACCUGUAAGCCAGCCCCAGUGAAAUGUUGUUCUUAUAAGAGUUGUCUUGGUCAUGGCGUCUGCUCACAGCAACUAUGCUAAGACACACACUGUUCUGAAAAUAAAAUAACUUUCUACGAAA
Molecule: messenger RNA, 2364 nt
Organism: Rattus norvegicus (Norway rat)
Lineage: Eukaryota; Metazoa; Chordata; Mammalia; Rodentia; Muridae
Source: RefSeq, a predicted model, not a curated record